Amphibalanus amphitrite is the source of this 2181-nucleotide messenger RNA. Its product is annotated as SET and MYND domain-containing protein 4-like. The transcript is spliced from 12 exons. Gene Ontology annotation, molecular function: protein binding. Lineage: Eukaryota; Metazoa; Arthropoda; Thecostraca; Balanomorpha; Balanidae. The record is from RefSeq and is a predicted model, not a curated record. The coding region runs from base 1 to 1854 and encodes 617 amino acids.
AUGUUUCAUGUGAAGCCGUUCUCUCGGAAGAAGUCCGCCACGCACGCCGAGCGGGAGAAGGAGUGCGGGAACCGCCACUUCAAGGAGAAAAAGUACCGCCAGGCCGUGUGUAGCUACAGCCAGACCGUGGUACGGGCGCCGCAGCCCGGCGAUCCAGACGCUGGCGACAUCCUCAGCGUGGGCUACGCGAACCGCUCGGCGGCUCUGCUGCACAUGGGAGAGUUUCGGCUGUGCCUGCAGGACAUUGAAGCAGCGCUGGGUGCCGGCUACCCCGCCCGGCUGCGGUACAAGCUGCUCGACCGGCGCGCCACCUGCCAGCUGAAACUCGGGCAUGUAACAGCGGCCCGGGAAACUCUUAAAGAGUUGCCCGAGGCAUUAAAAGAAGCUGAUCUGGACUCAAAGAAGAGGGAAGUCUGGGAAAAGGAUGUGCAAAAGAAAGCUGAAUCCGCAGCGAAGAUGCAAGAUUUCAAGCCAAUUAUGCUGCAGCAGGAGGAGGAGCUGCCCGCCCUGGAGUCCCGUAGCGACCAUUUCCUCAGCGCCAGCUCAGCAGUGGACGUGACCUACAGCCCGGGGGAGGGACGGUUCGCCGUGGCCGCUCGAGAUGUCAAACCUGGAGAUCUACUGGUGGUGGAAAAAACCGCACGCGUCCGUACUUAUGGCGGAGAAAACCGGAACGCACUGGUCCUGGCUGCGUUUCCGUGCCGCGAGUGCAGCGGGGUGAUGUUCUGCAGUCCGGCGUGCGCGGCGGCCGCCGAGCCCUAUCACCGCUGGGAGUGCUCCAUUCAGGACGUGCUGCAGGCCUCCGGCAUGUCCCCACUCUGCCACCUGGCGCUGAGAAUCAUCACCAAACACGGACUCGAGUUUUUCCAGAAGCUACGUCCGGAGCUGGAGCGUGCCCGCGCGCCGGGGGACCGUCCCAGCACGGACAGCGCCGGAAAGCAGUACGACCCGGACAACUACCUGUCCGUCCACCAGCUGGUGACGCUGUCCGAGCUCCGCAAACCGGAGGACUUCUUCCACCGUACACUGAUGGCCGUGCUGCUGCUCAAACACCUCCGCGUGGCCGGCUUCUUCGGGGAGGUGACCGAGGAUGACCCGGCGGACCGUGCGCUGAGCUCCGACGAGCUGCUGGUGGGCUCUCUGCUGCUGCACCACCUCCAACUUCUGCAGUUUAACGCGCACGAGGUCGGCGAAUACGUCAUGAUGGAGCCCGGCCAAUUCAAACAGAGCCGCAGCGUCUACAUCGGCGUGGCCGUCUACCCGACCGUGUCGUUCUUCAACCACAGCUGCGAGGGAGGCGUCUCCAGGUGUUUUGUCGGCGAUACGCUGGUUGUGCACUCGGUUAUGCCAGUGGCUGCUGGCCAGCCCAUCUUUGAGAACUACGGGCCCAUCUACUCUCACAAGGCAAAGCCGGACCGACAGCACUGGCUCAGCUCCCGAUACUGGUUCGACUGUCGCUGCGUGGCCUGUGAAGAGAACUGGCCCGACUACGACCAGUACGACAUCAACACGGUCCUGCUGAGGUGCACUGGCUGCGGUGCCGGCAUCGAAAACGACGCCUCAGGCAAAGAUCCGGUUGGCGACUGCCCAAAGUGUGGUAAGAAGAACAACGCAGUGGAGCUGUUCCGGCAGAUGCGCGGUGCCCAGGAGAACUAUCACUCGGCCAUGAACAUGAUGCACGAAGGCGAGCCGAAGAAGGCACUGCGCCUGUUCUACCGGUUCAUCGAGCAGUGUCAGGAGCUGGUGGUGCGACCCAACCGCGACCUCAGUCUCUGUCAGGAGGCGGCCAGAAUGUGUCUGGCUGCUCAGGGCAGUCUGCACUGCAUCCGCCAGAAGAAGACCAAUGUCGCCUGAGAACACCUUCGAUCGGUGCACCGUAUGAUUGCAUUCACUGAGCAGCUAGCAAGGCCGGGCAGUGGUGUGUCCAAAGUGUGAAAUAAGUUUUUAUGAUAGAUUUGUGGUGGCGUUUGACAUGUGUGUUUCCCUUAGUGCUCUGAAUGAUCUUGGACUUUGGUGCCACUUUAAUCAGUCAUGAGGUGAAUUGACGGUUCGAGUGUUUCGUAAGAACAUCCCACAACCAAAAUAAGUGUUUUGAAGUAAGAGUGAGUGAAUUUCGGCAGUCUGGGCGACUGGCUCAAUUGGCCAUUGCUAUAGCAAUUCAAAAUCGACAGAAAAUGUUCA